CGGUAAGAUUUUUUUUAGUGUGUGUGUGUGGGUGCAUCGCUAUUGCGCUGAGCUUCUACGAUGGACUGGGCCACGCUUGCGACAGUCGCGCAAGUGGCCGUGGAACUUGUGGACUCGGACAGCAACGAAGAGUAGUUCGACGACAUCGUCGCGAUGUUGGCUGUAAAGCUUGUGAGAACGGACAGAAACCGCAUUCCACGGUACUGUGAAGACGUCGUUGGCAGAUAUUUUCAGUUUGAAUUUAAGCGGCUCUUCAGACUGUCACGCGAGACUUUUAUCUCUCUUGCUGACAGAUAUCGAGAAUCUCCGUUCUUCCCGGAGGCUUAUGGAGGGCACGCACGAAUCAGUGCGGAGAAAACCUGCCUUAUUGUUUUAAGUUAUCUCGGGAGCCAAUGCAGCAUGUACUCGAUUGCAGAUAGGUUUGACGUAACCGAGUCGUCCGUGCACGCGUGCAUCGACAGGGUGCUCAACCUUCUGCAAAGCCUGAGCGAGGAGGUAAUCACGUGGCCGGACCAGCAACAGCAGGAGCGUAUCAAAGCGGGCUUCUUAGCAAAGAGCGUUGGUAAGGGGCCACGAAGCACCAUAGCGUGCGUAGACGGAUGUAACGUGGAGAUUAACACCCCGAGUGAAUCGGCGCACUCAUACUUCAACCGCAAGAAGUUUCCGUCACUCAUCCUCCAGGGCAUAUGUAACCACGAAAACCGAUUCACAGACGUACUCAUUGGAUUCCCCGGUUCGGCGCAUGACGCCCGGGUUCUCCGUGAAGGCCCUUUUUUUGAAGAAGCAGCAAGAAAGUGCUGUAAUUGCUAUAUCCUGGGGGACUCUGCCUACCCGUUGCUGCCUUGGCUCAUGGUGCCUUAUAAAAAUAUGGAGCGGAGCUUCCCCACCUGGAAAAGGAAAUAUAACAAGUGUCAUGCACAGCACUGA
Messenger RNA from Rhipicephalus sanguineus (brown dog tick), 927 nucleotides. RefSeq lists its product as uncharacterized. Lineage: Eukaryota; Metazoa; Arthropoda; Arachnida; Ixodida; Ixodidae. Bases 154 to 927 code for a protein of 257 amino acids. The transcript has a single exon. The record is from RefSeq and is a predicted model, not a curated record.